Molecule: messenger RNA, 253 nt
Organism: Mesorhabditis spiculigera
Lineage: Eukaryota; Metazoa; Nematoda; Chromadorea; Rhabditida; Rhabditidae
Source: the annotation of a GenBank genome assembly
AUGGCCGACCUCGUCGGCUCGAUCCUUCGCGGAAAACAAAGCAGUUACGAAAUCAACGACACCGAGCUGCCGACCGUGAAGCAAUGGUUUGAUGAAAUGGACCUCUACUACGAGGGCUUUAUCGUCUUUUCCACGGUGUGCACGGCGCUGGUGAUCGUGAUAUCGUUCCUCCAUCUCUACUACGUGCUCAGAUAUAUCAGCAAUGAACAUAUCCAGACUGAUCUCUACUAUUUGGUCUUUAUGUUUCCGGUAG